AUGAAUCCAGGUAGCCAGUACCCUGGUUAUGUAGAUUUCCUUCAUAGCGUUUCAGGAAAUAAUGCUCAGGGAAACUUUCCUUAUGAAAGUUUUCCUUAUAGUCUCAACCUUGGAGCCUCUCAAAUUCCCCCUUUCAGUUCACAACAGACUGAAGCUCCAUCCCAGCCUGAUAACCCACCAGUGAAGACACCAGUGGAGCGGAUGGUGAGAAAGAAAUGGAAUCCUGUUGAUGACGAGGUCCUGAUCAGUGCCUGGCUAAACACAUCAAAAGAUGUUGUUGUCGGCACUGAACCGAAAUUACGGAAUUUCUGGAAACGCGUAGGACAUUACUUUUCAGCAGCUCAUCAUGAGAAGAGAGAUGGAGAGCAUUCAUACGCAGCUGCGGAGAGGCUUCAAAGUAGCGGUCAGAAUGACAACGACUUAGUGAAGAAGGCUCAUGAGAUCUACUUUGCGGAUCACGGCUCCAAGUUCACCUUGGACCAUGCAUGGUGUCUUCUGAGAUACGAACAGAAGUGGCUGAGCCUGAACACUCCAAAGUCUGGCGGUGAGAAGAGAAAGACUGGUGAGGUUGGUUCCAAAGCAUCAAGCAGUAAAGUUGGUGAGGAAGAGCCCCGUCCUGAAGGUAUCAAAGCUGCGAAAGCAAAAAGGAAUUCUAGGAAGGGGAUGGCUGUCGAGGACUUUAAGAGCGUCCAUGAGCUCAAGAUGGAGGAUUUGGUGAAGAAGGAGAGGCUCUCGAAGCUGGCCAUUUUAGACACUCUCCUUGCUAAGAAGGAGCCAAGCGAGAGUGAAGAAAAUGCCAUGAGAUUGGAUUAUUCGUACACGCAGCCGUCUGAGUCGGAGGAUUAUGGUUUAGGAGGUUCAGCAGACAGUGGAAACAGCUCUACAGAUUUGAGUUUCAACCAAGAGAAGUUCCGGAUACAAAUUUGA
Molecule: messenger RNA, 927 nt
Organism: Brassica napus (rape)
Lineage: Eukaryota; Viridiplantae; Streptophyta; Magnoliopsida; Brassicales; Brassicaceae
Product: glutathione S-transferase T3-like
Exons: 3
Coding region: 1-927 (308 amino acids)
Source: RefSeq, a predicted model, not a curated record